Molecule: messenger RNA, 875 nt
Organism: Engraulis encrasicolus (European anchovy)
Lineage: Eukaryota; Metazoa; Chordata; Actinopteri; Clupeiformes; Engraulidae
Exons: 3
Coding region: 69-875 (268 amino acids)
Source: RefSeq, a predicted model, not a curated record
UUCCUUGCCUAAAAGAACCUGGCUCAACAUGUGGGUGGUAUGCCUGGAAAUACAGCAUAUCCUUCAAAAUGGGGAAUUUCAGGCAGCAGUUACGCAUUGCUGGGUCAGUGGAGCUUUCUGUGCACAAAAGGUCAGCCUCCGGGGAUUCCAAGAGACCACAGAAAGCCAUGAGGUCAGAGGUGAACUUUCUGCCAGAACACCCUCAGAACAGAACCAUGGAAAUGCUUGAACAAGACCGAAACGAUUUACAGAGUGAAAUGAAGAAAAAGAACGUGGACUGGAAGAAAGUCGAUGCCCUUAUGGACAGCACCUUUUCACUGAGGAGGAAGGAGGUCAUCAGAGAGGAGCCUUUGGUCAAAGAUCUCAAAACCAGAUGGCCAGCGUUGUUCACAGAGCGGCAGAUUGAAGCAGAAUUCAGACGGAUUGUCUCCAAGAACCUGAAGCAGUCAUUUUUUGACGGCCUGGAUGAGUUGGUCCCAAGAUUUCUGCGUGUUUACAGACAGAGGCAGUCAGUGAAGGAACUUCCGGCUAUCCUCACCUCUCUUGAUGAUGAUCCAAAUGAGGAGAAUGAAGCGGUCAAGGGAAUGGACGUGGGAAUCCUCAUCCUUACAGAGAAUGAACAGCGCCCUCUCCCCAAGGAGGUGAUCGAUGUCGCACUUGCCCUGGAGGAGGAUGUCGUUCUCCGAAACCUCAAAGAUGUGCCUCACGCGUUUUCAUUGCUGAUGGGUCUGCUUUAUGGUCUCAACAUCCACUACCCAAAAGGACUCAGGUACAUGUUUGAGAUCAUACAGAAGGUGAUAAUGAAGAUUGGCGCAGAGUCUUGCUCCUCAAGAGUUAAUGGUGUCCGGAACAGGCUCAUGUCCACACACAUGUGA